UCCAAAGGCGCAGAGGUGGCUCUGGCCAUGGCCACCUUCCUCCCGCAGGUGGUGGCCACGGUGUGGAUCAACGGCACGGCCUUCCUCCACGGCACGCCGCUGGUCUACAAGGAGCUCCGCCUGCCCCCCAUCCCUUACCGCCCCGAGCGCAUCCUCAUCACCGAGGGGGGCGCCUUGGACAACUCGGCCAUCUUCGCCGACCCCCGGGACCCCGCGUACGGCGCCUCGGCCAUCCCCACCGAGAAGAUCCGGGGGAAGGUCCUCUUCGUGGUGGGCGAGGCCGACCGCAGCUUCAACAGCAAGCUCUUCGCCGAGCUGGCCAUGGCACGGAUGGCACCGGAGACUUGUCGCCUCCUUUCCUACCCCGGCGCCGGGCAUUUGAUCGAGCCCCCCGGUUCCCCGCUCUGUAGCAUCUCCAGCAUCCGAGGUCCCCCCCGGCCGGUGGUGUGGGGGGGUGAAGCUCAAGCCCACGCCAAAGCCCAGGAGCACUCG
Molecule: messenger RNA, 492 nt
Organism: Leptosomus discolor (cuckoo roller)
Lineage: Eukaryota; Metazoa; Chordata; Aves; Leptosomiformes; Leptosomidae
Source: RefSeq, a predicted model, not a curated record